Molecule: messenger RNA, 1867 nt
Organism: Musa acuminata AAA Group (dessert banana)
Lineage: Eukaryota; Viridiplantae; Streptophyta; Magnoliopsida; Zingiberales; Musaceae
Product: RCC1 domain-containing protein RUG3, mitochondrial
Exons: 6
Coding region: 104-1432 (442 amino acids)
Source: RefSeq, a predicted model, not a curated record
CAAACCAAAAACGUUAGCAACUGCUCCGUGUAGGAGCUAUUAAGGCGGCUGCGGCGUAAACCCUCCGACGAAGCGACUCGGCAACGCUCGCAGCCGCCAACCGAUGGCUCUCCGGCGCCGCUCCCUGCGCGGGCUUCGCCACCUGCACACCGCCGCCGGUCCGAUCCUGUGGAGCCACGCAGCUGAGGAAUCCGACUUGCCAUCAUCGACCGUGCAGGUCCUGUCUUGGGGCCGCGGCGCAUCCGGCCAGCUUGGCGGAGGCAAGGAGGAAACCCGCUUGUACCCUUCCUCGGUGGCCACCCUCCGCCUCCCUCCCGAUUUCCGCCUUGCCCCCGUUCAAGGCCGCCUCCCUUCUCCGCCGGUUGGGUCCGCCGCCGACGCGAAAGUUGAAGUGGGGGUCUCGUGCGGGCUCUUCCAUUCCGCAUUGCUCGUGGAUGGGAAGUUCUGGAUGUGGGGAAAGGGUGAUGGUGGGAGGCUCGGGUUCGGUGACGAGAACACCGUCUUCGUUCCUACCUUAAACCCUAAUCUUGAAGGUGUUCGGAGUAUUGCCCUUGGUGGGAUCCACUCAACCUCCCUUACCCGCUCCGGAGAGGUCUUCACGUGGGGUUAUGGUGGGUUCGGAGCCCUUGGGCAUUCAGUUUAUCAUAGAGAAUUGCUGCCUCGAGUUGUAAAAGGUUCUUGGGAGGAAAAUAUUACGCAUCUUGCGACUAGUGGAGCCCAUACUGCUGCUAUUACUGAAACUGGUAAGCUUUUUACUUGGGGUCGUGAUCAAGGAGAUGGUAGGCUGGGACUUGGUAGUGGUGGAGGCCCCGGUGAAGCUGGUUCUUUUUCCAUCCCUUCCAAAGUAAAUGCACUACCUGUACCUGUCACAGCAGUCAGUUGUGGUGGUUUUUUUACAAUGGCACUUACUUCAGAUGGUCAAAUAUGGAGCUGGGGAGCAAAUUCAAAUUAUGAACUAGGGAGAGGCAAUAAUGUCAGUGAUUGGAGACCACAGACUAUUCCAAGCCUUAAAGACACUCGCAUCAUUCAGAUAGCCAGUGGUGGUUAUCAUUCUUUAGCUUUAACUGAUACCGGUAAAGUUCUUUCGUGGGGCCACGGAGGUCAUGGUCAAUUGGGUCACCCUUCUGUUCAAAACCAGAAAGUACCACUUGGCAUCGAGGCUUUGGCUCAGGAGCAUGUGGUGCAUAUUGCGAGUGGAGGGUCAACCUCAGCUGCUGUUACAGAUAAAGGUAAGUUAUACAUGUGGGGAAAUGCAAGAGAUUGUCAGCUAGGUGUUCCCGGUCUGCCAGAAUUCCAAAAACUGCCCGUUGAAGUUAAGUUCCUGAUGGAGGAUGAGGACUUGGGUCCGCACCACGUGAUUUCAGUUGCAGUCGGUGCAUCUCAUGCGAUGUGCUUGGUUUUGAGGCAGAAUGCCCCUCUUGCAAAACUUUGAAGACAGGCAUUAUGGAUGGUACUAAGCCCCUAUGAAGAUUAAGCUCUUUAAAACUGUUUGAGAAUGACACAAGUUGAGAUGAUUGAAGAACAGGGACAUUUGAAACUUAAAUUGACACAUGUCGGAUUUGUUUUCAGCUCUCAUGUAGAAGAAAUAAGCUUGGUGGAAGAGAACAAGUAGGGUUAAGAGUCCAGCCUAGUACUCAACAUGCGGCAACCUCGAGAAUAUGCAUCAUAAGGAGCUGCAUAAAACAAGGAAUGUGUUUUGGGGAAGCAAUAGAUAGAGAAUAACCUCCGUUGGUCUUUUCUUCUAAUUUAUUGUCGCGUUAACAUAUCGAAAGUUCCAGCCGUUCGCUUCGAGGAUGUAUGAAGAGGUACACUAACAUUUCAACCCAUGUAUUUGGGUAAUAGAGAUGAAGUGAUGAAAUUAUUAUCA